CUGGUUCCAACGACCAUGUCAGGCAACCUGCGGUUCGUAGAGCGCAGCGAUGACGGGCACAUCCGUCGCUUCCAGUAUCGCAAAAGCGCCGAAAAGCGCCAUACAAGCUCUUAUGUUGAUGAACGCCUUCCCAUCCCCAAUACCCAUCUGCAAGUCAAAGAACUCCUCUCCAAAGUAUUCCUGCCGUCUGGAUACCCGAACAGCGUCUCGCCAGACUAUCUCCGCUACCAAAUAUUCAAUGCCCUACAAGCGUUCUGCAGCUCAUUAGCUGGACUGCUAUCCUCUCGCGCCCUGCUCGAAGGGUUUGGUGUGGGGAACCCGGACGCAUCUGCAACCCAUGCCCUGCUUUUGACUGUUUUGCAAGACUUCUUUGGACGUAUAACCACAAUAUGCGCCGCCUACGCUCUGGGCCCUUCCCUCGGCGCGGAAGCAAAAACUUUUCGCUUCCUCGCCGAUGUCGCCAACGACGCUGCCAUCGUUCUCGACACUCUUUCUCCGCUUCUGCUUUCCCGAUUGAAGUUUCCUGGCACACGUGUUCUCGCGCUCUGUCUGAGCGGUUCGCUUCGUGCCAUGUGUGGUAUCUGUGCCGGCGGCUCGAAAGCCGCAUUGGCCAUCCACUUUUCCACGCCGGUUAGCGGAAGCGGAGACAUCGGGGACCUGAAUGCUAAAGACAGCAGCAAGGAGACAGUAUUGGCGUUAUUCGGGAUGCUGGCGGGAAGCUUGAUUGUCCCUUAUCUCACGAGCUCACGGGAAACAUACUUCGUGCUCUUCACCCUCGUCGGCCUCCAUCUCCUCCUUAACUACCUUGGUGUCCGCGGAGUUGUUCUUCGCACCCUCAACAAGCAGCGUCUGAGCAUAGCAUGGAAUUAUUUCUGCGACCAAUUGCACGCUCCAUCGCCCGCCCAAGUUUCUUACAGGGAGCGCGUGCUGAGCUGGAAGUUCAAUGCGCUGGGGGACGAAGGGGUUACCUGCUCCAUCGGCUCGUCGCUAGCAUCUAUACUCUCCGAAGACGCUAGUGUCCCAUCUUCACUACUUCGUUCGAUGCAGCACGAGGCUUAUGUGCUGUGGUUCGACCCCGUUUGCCUCGCACCUGCCCAGGCGGCGUUUCGGCCCGACGUGCCGCGGUCGAUGAUCCACAUGCACAUUUGUCUCCGCGAAGGCUACUCUUCCGCCGACGUGGUCAAGUCGUGGGUGCACGCGACGGAGGUCGAGCGCAUGAUCAGCAUGGACCGCCGGCUCAGUCUGUCGGCGCUGGUGUUGGAUGCACACCAGAAAGUGAACGAACACUGGUCGUCGUUUAUGGAGGAAAUGGCGGAGAAGGGGUGGGAGACGCGGGAGACGACUCUGAUGAUCGGGAUGCCGCGAGCGGUUAUAGAUCAACUGGAGGUCGAGGAAGAAGACAGGAAACGACGAUGA
This is a messenger RNA of Mycena indigotica, 1416 nucleotides long. RefSeq lists its product as uncharacterized. The record is from RefSeq and is a predicted model, not a curated record. The transcript is spliced from 6 exons. Bases 16 to 1416 code for a protein of 466 amino acids. Lineage: Eukaryota; Fungi; Basidiomycota; Agaricomycetes; Agaricales; Mycenaceae.